UCUUUCAAUGAAAAUACUGAAACUACAUCUGAAAAUGAAGAGUAUAUAUCAGAUAUAAAUGAUAAUUCAUUACAAGAUUUCAACUCUAUUCCAGAUGUCUAUAGACCUUUAUCAAAAGCAAGUGGAUCAACAGGAAAUAUAUGGGACCAUCUUUCUAGCAUAUAUGGAAUUACUAAAGAAAAUAGUUUAAAAUUAAAAGAU
Racocetra fulgida is the source of this 201-nucleotide messenger RNA. NCBI's taxonomy places the organism in Eukaryota, Fungi, Glomeromycota, Glomeromycetes, Diversisporales, Gigasporaceae. The record is from the annotation of a GenBank genome assembly.